Messenger RNA from Funneliformis geosporum, 178 nucleotides. The record is from the annotation of a GenBank genome assembly. NCBI's taxonomy places the organism in Eukaryota, Fungi, Glomeromycota, Glomeromycetes, Glomerales, Glomeraceae.
AUGGCCCGAGCAUUGGUAGAAAAAGCCUCUAAAUUGCAAAAGCCUGAUAAUUCUCACAUUAGAGCCCGUGCUUAUUAUGGAAAUAUGGACGGAAAACAGCGAAAAAAAGACUUCUCAGAUAUAAAUACUGCUUGGGGUGAGCUUGAUUGCGUAGCCUAUACAAGUACAGUAGAAGCAG